AUGGACUUGCUUCUGGCAGCCUUACUCAAAUUAAGAGUGACUCCAUGUUCCCCCGGUUUUUCUCCUUAUGAAAUUACCUAUGGGAGGCCCCCUUCCGUAGUGAGACAGGUGUCAGCAAAUCUGCCACAGGGGAGGUUCAAAAGAAAUAUGCCCAAAAAAUUGGAGAAGAAAAGACAAGAGCUUUUCGCCAAGGCCAAGCAGAGACAUCAUGACAAAUCUGUACUUCCUCUGAGGCUGACCAGAUGCACUUUCCAGAAGCCAGUCACAAGGAUACCCUCCCAUCCUGGAGAUGUGGUCAGGCACCGCUGA
Molecule: messenger RNA, 309 nt
Organism: Rangifer tarandus platyrhynchus (Svalbard reindeer)
Lineage: Eukaryota; Metazoa; Chordata; Mammalia; Artiodactyla; Cervidae
Source: the annotation of a GenBank genome assembly